Messenger RNA from Erinaceus europaeus (western European hedgehog), 2180 nucleotides. RefSeq names its product protein phosphatase 1 regulatory subunit 15A (gene PPP1R15A). Gene Ontology annotation, cellular component: protein phosphatase type 1 complex; endoplasmic reticulum. The coding region runs from base 223 to 2094 and encodes 623 amino acids. Gene Ontology annotation, molecular function: protein phosphatase regulator activity. The record is from RefSeq and is a predicted model, not a curated record. The transcript is spliced from 3 exons. NCBI's taxonomy places the organism in Eukaryota, Metazoa, Chordata, Mammalia, Eulipotyphla, Erinaceidae. Gene Ontology annotation, biological process: response to endoplasmic reticulum stress.
CGCCAGUGUGUUUUCAUGUCUGUCUCAGCUCGGUCCCGCGUGCCUUUGUCGCGACAGCGCUAGCAGCCUCCGGUGACGCCGUGAGUCCCCGAGCCCGACGCCCGAGGAGAUGACCGCGCCGGCUCCCCGAACCGUCCGGAGCCCAACCCGCGACCGCUUGUGGCAGCCCGAGCCGGCGCUCCUGCCCCCGGGGUGACGCACAGCCUAGAGCCGCUCAGAGAGAUGGCCCCCGGCCAGGCAUCCCAGCACUCCCCUCUCUGGAGGGACGUGCACUCCUUCUUCCUCCUGCACCCACUGAUGGGCCUUCUGAGCCGGACCUGGAGCCGCCUGAGGGGGCCGGACGCCGGACCUGGAGCAGGUGGAGGAGCGGCUGCGGCUUCGCUGGCCGGCCACCAUGCCCCCUGGGGCAGGCACCUUGCAGGGGAGACAGGAGACAGAGAGACAACUCUUAAGGAUGAAGGAAUAUUCUGGGGGACCCACCUUGACCUCCAAGCCAACAGUUCUCUUGAAGUUUGGAGAGUCUCUGAUGAUGAUGAUGACGACGGUGACAGCAGCUGGAAUAACUGUGGUGGGGAGGCAGAAGCCAGGGGCUCCAGAGAGCAGGGAAGUGGCUUUCUGGGGGGCCAACCUGCUCCCCUGUCUCCCAGCCCUCUGAGAAGAACCUUCUAUGAAGGACCCGGGGAGGAGACGUCUGCGGGAGGAAUGGCUGAAGAUAAAGAAGCGAUCUUGCAGGACGCUGUCCCCAGGGGACAGGAAGAGGAGGAAGGCAGGAAAGCUGUGACAGAAGAAGCCAGCACGACACCAGCUUGUCCCUUCACUCCAGGAUCCCAGCCCAGAGCUCGGGUGUCUGACCCGGUGGAGGGUGAGGAUGGAGCCACGGAGGAAGAAAGUAGAAGGAAGCGUCCAGAAGGCACGGAAGGGACUGCCACUCUCCCUGCAUCUCCAGGCUGCCACCCUGGGGCCGGGAAGUGUUGUUCGGGAAACAUGUCCAGCAGGGAGAAUAACAGAAACACCCAGAAAGGAGAAGCUGACCCAGAGCCACACUCGGCAUUCUCCCUGAGCCGGCAUCUUCCAUCCGGGGAGAGCACAGUGGCCGAGGGAGCCGGAGAAGAGGCAGGCUGCCUGUGCCAGCCAGGCGAGCACAUGGAGGAGUCCGAGGACAGUGACUGGGGAGCAGCUGAGGAGGAGGAGGAGGAGGCUGAGGGCCUCUCUCCUAUCCCCCCCAAGACUUUCAUGAGGGGCUGGGCGUACCAGCCGGGAGAGGACGCAGAAGCCACAGAAGAGGAGGAAGACGGUGACUGGGAAGCAGCUGAGGAACCUUCUUUGGUUCCCAAGACAAGUGCUUUCCUGCAGGCCUGGGUGUACCGGCCGGGCGAGGACACGGAGGAGGAGGAGGAGGAGGAGGAGGAGAGUGACUGGGGAGCAUCUGAAGGAGAGGGAGAAGCUGAGGGGCUCUCUUCUGCCUUCUUGAGGGCCUGGGUGUACCGGCCCAGGGACGACAUGGAGGAGGACAGUGAAGACGAAGAUCACGGUCACUCAGCAGCCGCCACCUCUGGGGCAAGGACCACCCUCCAGACCCAGAGCGCCCCACUCAGAGGCUGGACGGCGGGUGGACGUGGAGCUGAGUUCGAGGGGAGGGAAGCGGCUGAGCGCCGCCCCUUCCGAGUGGCCAUCUACUUACCAGGCGAGAGGCCACCACCCUCCUGCUCUCCUCCCCGGCUGCCCCACCGGCUACAGCGCCGCCUCAAGAGUGCAGAACCCCCCAGCCAGCUUCCAGAUCCUGGGACUCCACCCCAGGGCAGAAAGGUGCGCUUCUCUGAAGAGGUCUCCGUGCACAUCCUGGCUGUGUGGGCCGGCCCAGCCCAGGCUGCCCGCCGGGGGCCCUGGGAGCAGAUGGCCCGGGAUCGCAGCCGCUUUGCCCGCCGUAUCGCCCAGGCCCAGGAGGAGCUGGGCCCCUGCCUCACCCCUGAGGCCAGAGCCCGCGCCUGGGCCCGCCUCACCAACCUACCUGCGGCUCAGACCUUGCCCUCCGUCCAGGCCACAGCCUCUCCCUCCUCAUCCCCCUGCGUGGACCUCAGUGGGAGGCGUGGUUAGGAUCAAGUGUCUUCCUGUUUUAUUUAUUGAUUUAUUUAAGUGUUGUUUCUAUGAGGAAAUAAAAUAAAGCCUUUCGGUUUGUAGUG